UAAGGUCAUUUCCAACGUUGCCACUUGCCAAUUGAGUACAAUCUAGGGUUCCUAAUAUUCUCCGAUUCAAUUCCCAAUUUUCUCAAAAUUGAGGCCCAAGAUUAAGUUCUGAUCGUCUUCUCCACCUUCUUACGCCGAUCAAUACGUCCUCCCUUUUGUAAUUGAAUAAUUAGGGUGAAAACUAUGCACAUAGAGGAUUUGAAGGAGGAGGAACAGGGGGAAUUAUCCGGUGGUGGUAAGCUGUUGUGUAAAACUGAUGGGGAUAUGGCGGUGUCUCGGGAUGCGAAGAGAGUUUUGGUUGGAGCUGGGGCGCGAGCGCUCUUUUACCCGACGUUGCUUUACAAUGUUCUCAGAAAUAAGAUUCAGGCUGAGUUCCGGUGGUGGGAUUGGAUUGAUGAGUUUGUAUUGUUAGGUGCUGUUCCAUUCCCAUCUGAUGUUCAUAGGCUAAAGGAGCUCGGCGUUUCUGGGGUUGUCACCUUGAAUGAGUCAUAUGAGACUUUAGUUCCAUCGUCUCUAUAUAAAGCUCAUGGUAUCCAUCAUUUGGUGCUUCCCACGAGAGAUUACCUCUUUGCUCCAUCCAUAGUCAAUAUAUGCCAAGCUGUAGAUUUCAUUCAUGAGAAUGCAUCCCAGAGGCGAAGUACAUACAUCCACUGUAAGGCUGGUCGGGGACGCAGCACAACCAUUGUCAUCUGUUAUCUAGUGAAGUAUAGGCAGAUGAAGCCUGAUGCGGCAUAUGAUUAUGUGAAGUCAAUACGACCAAGGGUCCUCUUAGCAUCUUCCCAGUGGAAGGCUGUCCAAGAAUUUUACCAUCUCAAGAUGAAUGCUAAUAGCUCAAGCCAGUUGACUGGUCUAUCCCUAAGUCCAAGGUUCUUGGCUAAGCGAGAUCUCUUUGCAUUUGACGAUGGCUCUGUAGUUGUUAUAACAGAGACAGAUGUUGAUGGAUAUGUUCGAGGAGACGAGCCUGGAAUUGCUGGAAAUGAGAUAUGGGCAGAUGUGAGUUUGAUAUACCGAGUUAAAGUUGCUGGUGAUGCAGCUCUGGCCAGACUCUCCGGACUCUGGUUUAUUUGGAAUUCUCGUCAAAAGAUUUCAAGCAAGAAGCUAUCUAGUGAUGGUGGUUGUGCAGUUAAUGGAAGCAACUGGAAAGUUUAACCGUAGAUGUUUAGUAUGUAUGUAUGUAUGUUCUUCUGAGUUGUGAAUAUCUGGGUUCUUUAUAUAGAGCAAAAUACUGGUCUCGAGAAAUCUGUAAACGUUCCCUUCGUAAAUUGAGACUCGUUUCUUUCUGAAAAUACUUUUGCUUAAGAACGAACUCUGUUUCAUUAAGCAACGGUUCAAUUCUGUGUGCAAUUUGCCAUUCAGGACCAUAGUUACAAUUAA
This is a messenger RNA of Olea europaea var. sylvestris, 1374 nucleotides long. RefSeq names its product putative dual specificity protein phosphatase DSP8. The record is from RefSeq and is a predicted model, not a curated record. NCBI's taxonomy places the organism in Eukaryota, Viridiplantae, Streptophyta, Magnoliopsida, Lamiales, Oleaceae. The transcript is spliced from 7 exons. Gene Ontology annotation, biological process: protein dephosphorylation. The coding region runs from base 184 to 1149 and encodes 321 amino acids. Gene Ontology annotation, molecular function: phosphatidylinositol-4,5-bisphosphate 5-phosphatase activity; protein tyrosine/serine/threonine phosphatase activity.